GGACCACUCCUCCUCAGAAUGGCGCGCUUCUCGCCGACGCGCACUUGGCCCGCGUCGCGCUGGCCGAGUCACGCGCGCUGCAGGCGGCCUCUUGGGGGCGAAGACCACCUUGACCAAGAAAAGCGCUUUCCGCAUCUGCAGGAAAGAAGGGCGCCGCGCUUUUAAAAGCGCCGCCGCAGACGCCGCGACACCCCACUCGAACGGAGAGACAGGCCGCAUCCCACCACGAAGGAAACGCCGGGGCCGAUGCCCGCGCGCCGCGGCAUCUUGUCGUCGUCGAUCCACGAUGCGGUGUCCUAAGCGCGCCCGUCAGAACCGGGGCGAUGCCGCCACUCCGGUCGUCGUCGCGUUCUUGCUUUUGUCCGUCUUCGCGGGUGGUGUGUGUGAAGCGUCUCCUCCGCCACCCACGACGCCUCAGGCGAUCGCCGGCGACAGUGGCGCUGUGACGGAAGCCAAGCCGCGUGAGGCCUCACAGGACCGCGGCAGUGCCGCCUACGAUGUCCAGGCCGACUGGGAAGUGCUCGAGCGCAAGCUCUCGAGCCUUACCAACGGGGCGCUGGACCAGCUGUUGCCGGAGUUGACGACGCUAGUAGCCGGGCUCGACCUGAACACGGACUGCUUUCUCUCCCUAUUGCGAGUCAUCGGAGGAUUGCGCAAGCUCAACCUGGAAAGCAUAAGAAUGCUAGAUUCGUCCAGCAAGCUUCCCGCUGGCAUUCUGGAGGGCACGGUAACGGACCUAGGCGAUUACGACACCUGUUUGGACCUGAGCUUCCCCAACCGCUUCGAGAACCAGUUGGAAGACUUCCGAGGACAGUACUGCGGGGUAGCUGUUCGAUUCCCGCUGCCCGAGAAGCCCGAGGUCAUUCGACACGGCGCCGUCAUUGUGAAUCCCGCUGGCUUUCCCGACACCAGCGUUAUCAAGUACCUGGCCCGCAAGUCCUACACCCUGUAUCACACUUUCAUCCGCUUAGGCCUCUGCCUUCCUAGUCAUUGCACAGAAGAGGAUGUACAAAAACUCAUCAGUCCAAUUAAGACAUACCUUCACCUCAACGCCACGGUGCUGAACUGCCAAGUUAGAGAAGACAACCACAAGAUGAACAAAGACCAGGUAGCCGCAAUAGCGAUUAUUGGCUUCUUCGUCGUGAUAAUCUUCCUGGCCACCAUGGCCGACAUCGGCUACCGGCUGUUCGAAAACUGGAGAUGCCACGCUUAUAUGAAAAAGCCGAUGGUACAGUCGCUGGUGGACAUGUCCCUCCUGAGAGCCACCCAGAAGCUGCUUACAGUAAACACCCCUGAUGACCUCCACAACAGGAACCUGCAGGCUGUUCACGGUAUCCGCACGUUCAACGUCUUCUGGAUUGUCGUCGGGCACACCUAUGCCUUCGCCGAGCAGAUCACAUACCGCUCUGGAAAUAACAUUCUGAGUAUGGCUGGAAAUGUGCUGUUCCAGCCCGUGAUCAACUCAUUCCUCUGUGUCGACUCAUUCUUUUUUCUUAGUGGAUUCCUCCUCACUUUCAACCAGUGCAAGAUCCCCGUCAGGACGGCACCCGUCGUUGACUUUCUUGGUAAACUUCUGGCUCGUUACUGGAGGUUGGUGCCGGUGGCUGCGGUUUGCAUGACGGUGCUGUUUCUGCUUCCGGAGCUGGCGUCUGGUCCCAUCUGGAACGAGAAGGUGGCACGGGCCAUUGGCAACUGCCACCGCUCCUGGUGGUCCGUGCUGCUCAACAUACACAAUUUCUACUCCUACGAGGAAUCGUGUCAACCCCACUACUGGUACAUCAGCGCUGACCUACAGAUAUUUCCUGUGGUGCUUGUGACAUCUAUACUUAUGGGCAGGAACGUCAAGCUAGGCGUCAUCAUCUCAGCCAGCAUCCUGGUCGUAAGCGUCGUGGUCGUUGGCGCUCUUACCUACGUCAACAGCUACCCACCGGCCAUCCUGCUACUCGGCAAGGACGUGCUAUACUCCAAGGAACUGUUAUCGGAGAUCUACUUCCGGCCCUACGUGCACAUUGGUCCAUACCUGAUAGGCUCACUGGUGGCUUGCCUGUACCUCAAGCGCCAACACAUCCGCCUCCCACCCUUGCUGGAGCUUCUGGGCUGGCUAGCGUGCGUGGCGACCGGGGCCUACGUCAACCUGGUGACGGUGGCCUGGGAAGACGGCCGCUACCCGAGUGCUCUGUGGUCGAGCACUUACGCCGCUCUUCACCGGGUGCUGUGGGCAGCCUGCCUCGGCUGGGUGGUCUACGCGUGCGCCAUCGGCAGGGGAGGGAUCAUCAACACCAUCCUUUCUUGGAAACCUCUAGUUCCAGUUAGCCGUAUCUCGUUCACUAUUUAUGUUGUACACAUAUACGUUAUUUACCUCAAGUUGUGGACCAUUCGGGAACGAUUAAGCCCCGACCAUUUCCAUGUGUUCAUGUCGGCCAUCUCCAACUUCGUGGUGGCCGUAAUACUGGGCUUCGUGGCGUCUGUGGUGGUCGAAAAGCCCAUCGUCUGGUUCUGGGACAACGUGACCGGCUCACACAAGCCGCCCCGUGUCAGCCAGCACGUUGUCACCAAGCAGCCGCCGCAAGAAACGGCAAGCCCGGCCACGAACGGUGUCAAGAAGGAGCCCGUGUAGAAGAAAUUCUCUCAACUACUCAAUAGUGCUUGAACAGUGUGCAGCUGUGGUGCUACUGUGGAUGUUUCGGGUUUUGCCUUUUUUGUUCUCAGUGGACGUCACAACGCCUCUAUGUGCUAGGACGCCAAGUACUCGACAUGCCAAUCGCAUUGUGUUUAGAGCAAAAGCAAGAAAAAUAAAUGAAGCGGAUGCUCCAGACUGCACCAACAAAUGCCCACAUUUCACAAAUAUGUGUAUUGUGCGCGCGCUGCUUCAUUUCCUUUCGAACUUCAGCAACAUCAAGCCCACUGAACACCUUAAAGCUUGACACACCUCAAACUAUAGGAAACACGGGUUACAGUAUGAGAAGACGGUCACGCCAUAGCAUUCUGCCUUGAAAUAUUGACAAGCAGAAGUAUUCCCUUAAGUUGCUGAUGAGCAUCUCUCACGCGAAGUUCCCCUGACGCCGCUCUUUACGGAUUGCGAUAACGCUUCGAGUGGCCCGUGUUGUCGAAACACUUAUAGUGCAGUCGGCGUUGUCUAUGAUGGUGCAUCGGGCUUUAACGUGCCACAAAUUAUUCCCCAUAUCGUCAGACGCGACAAUAUGCAUCGCAAGCCUUCACGUCACUCAGAAGUAUCCCACCAGCAUAGAUGCUGCGAACGACCCCUACGAUUUUCGACCAUAUCGUGCAAACUUCGCAGUUGCAGACAACUUGUUUGCAAAUACCUUCGCGUAAAAUCCUUUUUGAGGUAGCGAUGAACAGAUGGAGGGUUUAGAUGUGCGUGACAUGUUUUCCACGAGUGUUCUAUUGCAUAACCUUGAGUGGAGUAAUAUCCUAUAGAAAUCGCGCUCGCUCGUAACCCAGUACGACAUAGCACUUAAAGUGGCCACAUCAUCUGUAAUUCCAAUGCAUUUACGAUACCACCUAUUGUUACGAACUGGGAUGCUUCUAUUCGUUUCCAAACUUAUUCGAAAUCUUUACCUCCGUAUUUAUAAUACUGGUUCUCGGGAACAGAAAAUUUCUUGCGAGCAUAGUAUUGUACUGAAAGUAUGCUACUUUUUUUGGCCGGACGCAUCUACUUGCCUUAGGCACGUUUCUUUCCAUAUUACUCGACACGCUUUCUAUAACUUGACAUGAAAACACGACAGGAUGGGAUAGGAAUAAAGAGUGUGCUGAGUAAUUUUUUUUUUUUGAUGCUGCCAUAACGUGCUCAAUUACAGCUUCUCUAGACAUUUUUACUUAUCUUUGUCUUCUGACGUGUUUGUAUGUGUCGCAUUUCAAUUAUAUUAAAAUAUUGUUACACUGCA
This is a messenger RNA of Dermacentor andersoni, 3905 nucleotides long. RefSeq names its product nose resistant to fluoxetine protein 6-like. NCBI's taxonomy places the organism in Eukaryota, Metazoa, Arthropoda, Arachnida, Ixodida, Ixodidae. Gene Ontology annotation, molecular function: acyltransferase activity, transferring groups other than amino-acyl groups. The record is from RefSeq and is a predicted model, not a curated record.